UUUAGCCCAACUUAAAAUAAUUUUGAGCACAUCAAAAUUGUUUCUUGUUUUUAAAGAUUUUUUGUAUCUUUUUUGAUUCAGUUAUGGAUCAAAAUCCUAUUGAUGAUUCCUCAAGAAAUGUUCAUGAUUUGGGUCCAAUUUAUUUUGGAACUCUACACGAUGAAAGUGAAGUAAAUGAAGAAGAACUUCGCCCACCAACUUUAGGGAAUAAUCGGAAUUUUCAGCGUUUUCAAGGGCUUUUGGGAGAUCCUGUGGAUUUAGUAACAAAUUGUAUUCAAAUAUUUUGUGAUCCAAACUGGAAGUUGCAAAAAUAUGGGAUACAUUUUAAACCGAAUGUCAACAGAAAUAUUAAAAAUGAAUUGUUAAUUAAACACAUAUCAUUUUUGGGAGAAUAUGUUCUUGACGGAAAUACUAUGUACAGCUUUGUAAAAUAUGAAUCAAAAACAUUUACCAUUUAUGAACAAUAUGGUCUUAGUGGUUCGUUGGUAAUGAUCACUAUAAACCAUUUGUCUGAAGUAGAAGGAAGUGAUAUUGCAACAAUGCCAAUUGUUUUAAAAUUUUUUGAAAAUUGUCUUAGACACUUAAAAUUUGUUAAGGCAGAAUCAUUUUACUUUGACCGGGAAGCUACAAUAACUCAUCAAAAACUUGGAUUAUGCUAUUGGCCUGGGUAUCUGCUUGGAGUCAGAAAAUGUAAUGAUCAAUUUGCAUUAUGCGUUGAACUAUUAAAUAGUUGCACGGCUUCAAAAACAGUUUUAGAUUUUUUCCAUGUAAGCUGUGGAAAUAACAGAAAUAUAAGCCCUAGCUUGAUGAACAAUUUUAAAGCUAGUGUUAUUGGUACUGUAGUUCUAACAUCAUACAAUAAUAAACUGUACAAAAUACAUGGUGUUAAUGAAAAUUUAAAUAUUAACUCAACAUUUAUUGAUGAAGAUGGAUUAAGGAUAUCGUAUAAGGACUACUAUGAACAAAAAUGGAAUAUAUCUUCUUUGGAUGAACAACAGCCAAUGUUGAAAACUACAAAUCAUGAUAAUUAUUUUGAUACAUUAUACCUUGUUCCACAACUAUGUAUUAUAACCGAAUUUACUGAUAUUAUAAGGUAA
Diuraphis noxia (Russian wheat aphid) is the source of this 1097-nucleotide messenger RNA. RefSeq names its product piwi-like protein Siwi. Lineage: Eukaryota; Metazoa; Arthropoda; Insecta; Hemiptera; Aphididae. Gene Ontology annotation, molecular function: RNA binding; protein binding. The record is from RefSeq and is a predicted model, not a curated record.